This is a messenger RNA of Cladophialophora bantiana CBS 173.52, 258 nucleotides long. RefSeq lists its product as uncharacterized. The coding region runs from base 1 to 258 and encodes 85 amino acids. The transcript has 3 exons. NCBI's taxonomy places the organism in Eukaryota, Fungi, Ascomycota, Eurotiomycetes, Chaetothyriales, Herpotrichiellaceae. Gene Ontology annotation, molecular function: arylformamidase activity. The record is from RefSeq and is a predicted model, not a curated record.
AUGCAUCUACGAAGGCACGAAUUCUCCCCUGACGACGGACAGCGCUACAUAGGCCUCCAACAGAGCAAGGAAAUGCUCGACUUCCUGCACAACUCGUACUUUGCUGCCGUGGCUGGAGACCAGCCGGGGUUCGAGGCCAUCCCAUCGGAUGCUGCCUGCUGUGCGACAAACAACAAGUGGACAUUUCUCAUUGCGAGUGCUCCUAAAAACGCCAAGGGCGGGGUGGGGAGCAUGGCCAAUGCUAUCGCGAUACUGUGA